This is a messenger RNA of Marmota flaviventris (yellow-bellied marmot), 922 nucleotides long. RefSeq names its product ciliary microtubule inner protein 4 (gene Cimip4). The record is from RefSeq and is a predicted model, not a curated record. NCBI's taxonomy places the organism in Eukaryota, Metazoa, Chordata, Mammalia, Rodentia, Sciuridae.
CAGAGCUAGGCGCACAUUUCUCCUGCGGAGCUACAGCCCUCCCCCAUCUCUCUCUGAGCCUGGGCAGGACUGACCUUGGGUUACCUGUCCCAGAGCAAGAGUCCAUGGAGCUAGGCCCCCGAACAGGAGCAACCACUUUGGCCCACCUGAACAACAAGGAGGCCCAGCAGGACGCAGUCCCCUGGGGCGCUGCCUGCAACUCCCUGGACCCCUCCAAGUUCAAGUACCAGGUCCCCCUCUCCCCGGGGAGCACCCAAGGCAGCUCCCUGGAGUGCGGCCACCCGGAGAUCCCUCCUCCGCCUCCGAGCGCGGCCAGCCGGGACCCUCUGUGUAUGGACCCACCGCCGAGGGCCCUGAGAGGGGGCACAGAGGGGGCUCAGCCGAAUGAAGGCCCCAAAUCCAGGACCCAGGAGCACAGGGGGGCGCCCGUGAGCCGGAAGAGCAGUGCCAUUCCUGAGAACAUCCGCCACAAGUUCGGGAGCAAAGUGGUGGACCAGCUGGUUUCUGAGGAGCAGGCUCAAGGGGUCAUCGGUGAAGUCUUGGAGGGCCAGAGGAGGGCAAGCUCGUGGCCCAGCAGGACCAAGAGCUCUUCGGAAAUCUCCUCCAUCUUUUCAGACUACUAUGACCUGGGCUACAACAUGCGCUCAAACUUAUUUCAAGGGCCCCCCCAGGAGACCAAGAGUCUCAUGAAGGCCUCCUACACGCCAGAGGUGAUUGAGAAAUCGGUGCGAGACAUAGGCCACUGGCACGGCAGGAGGACGGACGACCUGGGACGGUGGCACCAGAAAAAUGCUAUGAACAUGAACUUGCAGAAAGCGCUGGAAGAGAAAUACGGAGAAAAGAGCAAAGCCAAGAACUUGAAGUUCUAGAGAGGCAGGAGGGCAGGUCCUGCUGGUGCUAAUAAAGGAAGGCACAGAUCUGA